This is a messenger RNA of Protobothrops mucrosquamatus (brown spotted pit viper), 861 nucleotides long. RefSeq names its product SRY-box 21 (gene SOX21). NCBI's taxonomy places the organism in Eukaryota, Metazoa, Chordata, Lepidosauria, Squamata, Viperidae. The transcript has a single exon. The coding region runs from base 1 to 861 and encodes 286 amino acids. Gene Ontology annotation, biological process: cell differentiation; anatomical structure morphogenesis; regulation of DNA-templated transcription. The record is from RefSeq and is a predicted model, not a curated record. Gene Ontology annotation, molecular function: RNA polymerase II cis-regulatory region sequence-specific DNA binding; DNA-binding transcription factor activity, RNA polymerase II-specific.
AUGGCCAAGCCGGCGGACCACGUCAAGCGGCCCAUGAACGCCUUCAUGGUCUGGUCGCGGGCGCAGCGGCGUAAGAUGGCCCAGGAGAACCCCAAGAUGCACAAUUCGGAGAUCUCCAAGCGGCUGGGCGCCGAGUGGAAGCUGCUGAGCGAGGCCGAGAAGCGGCCCUUCAUCGACGAGGCCAAGCGCCUGCGGGCCAUGCACAUGAAGGAGCACCCGGACUACAAGUACCGGCCGCGGCGGAAGCCCAAGACGCUCCUCAAGAAGGACAAGUUCGCCUUCCCGGUGGUCUCCUACGGCCUGCCCGACGCCGCCGACCCCCACGCCCACCCCCUCGGACCGCAUCACCCGGCGCUCAAGGCCGGCGUCCUCCACGGCCACGAAGCCUUCCUGGCCAACCCGGAGAAAGCCGCCGCCGCCGCGGCCGCCGCCGCCCGCGUCUUCUUCCCUCCCUCCGCCGCCGCCGCCGCCGCUGCAGCCGCCGCCGCGGGCAGCCCUUACUCCCUGCUCGACCUGGGCUCGAAAAUGGCAGCGGAGAUCUCGUCCUCGGCGGGCUCGGGAGCCGGCGGAGGCGGAGGCUCGGGGGCCGGAUUGCCCUACGCCGCCUCCUCGCUGGCUUACCCGACGGCUGGCGGCGCUUUCCACGCCGCCGCGGCUGCAGCCGCCGCCGCCGCGGCCAGCGGGGGCCACAGUCACUCGCACCCGUCGCCCGGGAACCCCGGCUACAUGAUCCCCUGCAACUGCAGCGCCUGGCCCAGCCCGGGACUCCAGCCGCCCCUGGCCUACAUCCUGCUGCCCGGCAUGGGUAAACCUCAGCUGGACCCUUACCCGGCGGCGGCGGCCUACGCCGCGGCCCUAUGA